AUGCGCUUGGGUUUGUUGCUGCCGGCCCUUGAUCCUGUGCAGCUUGGCCCCCUUUUGCCUGUGCGAAGCUUUGGCAAGCCAGGGUUGGCCUUGUUGACAUAUGGCCUGACUAAAUCGGGCUUGCCUUUGCUGGCGCCGGAUUUCCUGCACCCAGGCAGCUCUUUGCCCUUGCAAGGCUUCGCUCGUAUGGGCUUUUCGGCCUUGCUCUAUGGUGUUAUGCGCCUCGGCAGCUUGCCGCUGGCACCGGACUUCCUGCACCCGGAUUUGUCGCUGUUCUUGCGGACCCCCAUGUGGGUAGGCAGCGCGCUGCUGCCUUAUGGCGUGGCGCGACUUGGUGCGCCGCCACCCGCCACGGAUCUCAUCAACCUGGACUCGCUGCCGCCGCUCCAAAACCAUUUGCGCGCUGGUAGCCCUUUCUCGGUGCUCUCCAGCGUGCGCCCGGGCAGCUGCGCUUUGGUGCUGGACUGCAUGCAUCUCGAUCCAACCACGUUCCCUCGGAGCCUUUUGCGCCUGGACUUGCUCUUGUCGAUCUUCGGGCUUACCCGCUUGGGUUUGUCCACUCCGGCUCUGGACCUUGCACAUCCUGAGCCUUCCCUGCUGCUCAGAGGCCACUUGCGGAUUGGCUCGGCUCUGUUGGUCUACGGAAUUGUUCGGCUGGGCUUCCCAUCGCCUGUCCUUGAUCAUGUGCAGCUCGAUUCUACCUUGCUGAUUCAAAGCCAUGCGCGACUCGGAAGCUUUCUGUUUGCCUAUGGGCUGACUCGCUUGGACAGCCUUUUGUUGUCGCUGGACUCGUUUUCGACAGACUUGUCCAUGUCACUUCAAACUUUCUGCCAACUGGGCAGCCUGCUGUUGGUCUAUGGCGUGACGCGGCUCGGCCUCCCGCCGCCAGCGCUGGACUUUGCGCUCUUGGGCUUGUUCUUGUCGCUGAAGGGCCCAGCAUGA
Effrenium voratum is the source of this 942-nucleotide messenger RNA. The record is from the annotation of a GenBank genome assembly. Lineage: Eukaryota; Dinophyceae; Suessiales; Symbiodiniaceae.